Molecule: messenger RNA, 675 nt
Organism: Lolium perenne
Lineage: Eukaryota; Viridiplantae; Streptophyta; Magnoliopsida; Poales; Poaceae
Source: RefSeq, a predicted model, not a curated record
AUGGCUUCACAGAUGGCGGCCAUGGUGGUGACACGCUCCCCACCCUGGGAGCCGUCGCGGCUGGGUGUUGAGCCCCUCUGUCUUGCCGUUAAUGCUUGGCUUUUUAACUCCAAGGACUCUGUUGCCGGUAAUUGCAAGACCGGCACUAGUUUUUGGGGUCAGAUAGCUGCAACCUUCAACUCUACCUCGGAUCCUGCCCGUCAUCGGACCUCGAAGCAGCUGAAGGAUCAUUGGAAUGCCUACAACAAGGAGGUGUCCCUGUUCAAUGCAUUCCACAUCCAAGAAUCAGCAUUACGUCAGAGUGGAGCAGACGAUGAUAUGGUCAUGAAGGCGACAAUGGAGAGGUACGCGAAUGACAAAAGAGUGACUCAGCCGUUCAGACGGCACCACUGGUGGCUAGCUGUUCGCAAUGAAGCGAAGUGGAAAGGACAACAUGGUCCUGGUAGUGGAACCGAGUCCACUUCCAAGAGAAGCCGUCUAGGACUUUCUGGUGAGUACAGCUCUAGCGAGGCGACGACGGAGGAGGAGCGUCCAACGGGCCGCGAUAGGGCCAAGGCCGCGGCACGUAAGGGUAGGAGGAAGGGGAAGGACUCCUCAUCAAGCAGUGAGGCAAAGCUCAUGAUCAGGAACAAGAGGAGGCACUAUGAGCAACUAGACCCUUCUUCUCAGAGGUGA